AUGAUAAAUGCAGAGGGUAAAAAAGGGUACCCAAAAGAGAAAGAAGUUGAAAAAAGGGAGGAUAGUUGGGUGGGGUGCAACUGUGAGUGUGAAGUGAAGAGAGGUGGAAAAAUUGCACCUAAAGCUGUUGAUGAGGACUUGUACAAGAUUUCACCUCAUCUACUCCACCAGCAACCCAAAAGGAAGAGAGGAUGGGGCAUCUUUUCAAGCUGCCUGGUGCCCACAUGUGUCUGUUAA
Molecule: messenger RNA, 237 nt
Organism: Striga hermonthica
Lineage: Eukaryota; Viridiplantae; Streptophyta; Magnoliopsida; Lamiales; Orobanchaceae
Source: the annotation of a GenBank genome assembly